Molecule: messenger RNA, 648 nt
Organism: Oppiella nova
Lineage: Eukaryota; Metazoa; Arthropoda; Arachnida; Sarcoptiformes; Oppiidae
Source: the annotation of a GenBank genome assembly
CUUACAAUGGAUUUUGUGACCAUAUUAACAAUAUUUGUCGGUAUUAUAUCGGCUAUUGCUUUUUACAUUAGACGUCGAUUCACGUACUGGAAGCGUAUGGGCCUCCCGGGGCCCGACUUUUUCCAAUAUAAAGGCUUUUUCAAAGUACACCACGAUUGGACCCUGGAGCAAGUAAAAAAAUACGGCAAACUAUACGGCAGUUAUGUGUUAACCAAAAAACUGGUCGUGAUCAAUGAACCCGAUCUACUGCGGGAUAUAAUGGUAAAGGAUUUUCAUAUAUUUCCCGAUCGCCGCGGGUUUCAUAUGGGGUCAUCAAAAAUAGCCAAAAGUCUGUUUUUCCUACCGGGGAAUGACGACUGGAAACGGGUCCGGUCUAUACUGUCGCCGGUGUUCACGUCGGGUAAACUGCGGGCAAUGAUGGCUCACAUAUCAGGCGUUUCCGACAGAUUUGUCAACAAUUUGGAUGAGUUUGAGAAAAAUGGUGAACCGGUAGAUAUGCGCAAAUACGUGGGUGCUUUUGCAAUGGAUGUGAUCAGCGCCUGUGCCUAUGGUAUAAACGUCGAGUCCAUCAAUAACCCCAACCAUCCCAUUGUGACAAAUGCUAUGAAAAUCCUGAAUACCGACGCCGGUGUGGGUAUUGUGCUGUCG